GCCCGCGCGUCGGCACGCCGCAGUGCACGCGAGUCGCGAAUGGGAUAGUUCGCUCGAGCUCGACCUAACCUGUCUCUUCUAUAUACGAAGCUGACCAAUACGCGCCAAGCCGAAGAGAAAGGAACGUUUCCCGCGCUGUGCAGAUUAUCGCUCUUUUUCCCGCCAAACCUCCUGGAUGCUUCAGUCGUGCGUUCGCCUCCUCGAGAGAUCAACGUCUCCUUCAUCGCGUUGCGCUUCUUCUUCUUCUUCUUCUUCUUGGAUUUGAUCCGUAUGUCCAUCGGAUAGACGCGAAAAUGUACGUGCAAGUGGUGACUAUCGACGGCAAGAAGAAGACUGUACUGAACGUCUCCAAAUUGACGAAGAUCGCUGCGUUGAAGGCCGAUAUCGAGGAGGAGUUCGGGAUAAAAAAAGCCAAGCAGGGACUCUUUUUCCGGGGUAAACACCUCGAGGACGACUGCACGCUAUACGACUAUAGCAUAAACAUAAACAAUGUCAUUCAGGUGAUGAUAAUGUCUGAUAAAGACAUUGCUGCUGAAAAGAAAGGAAAGAAACAAGUGGAGGAGAAACCAAAUGAAGAAAAGAAAGAAAAGGAAAAUGAGGAAGAGGAAGUUGACGCUGAGAGCCAAUAUUACAAAGUUGGAGAUGCAGUGGAUUGUACAGACAAUGCUCUCGGAGCUUGGUUCGAAGCAGUGAUUGUGAAAAUUUUCACAAAAUCUGAAAAAUUAUUCUACAAAGUGAGGUGGGAUCUACCAGAGACUAAAAAUGACGAGCCUUUUAACAUUGAGGAGAAGUUCAUCAGACCAAGGGCAUGGAAAGUUUUAAAUUUCAAUGACCUGGACAUAGGCCAAAAAGUUAUGGUAAAUUAUAAUUUAGAAGAUCCAAAAGAAAUAGGAAAUUGGUAUGAUUUUACAAUAUCAAAAAUCAAAAAUACAAAAUCUGCUAAAGAGUUAAUUGGUACUAUACACAUAGGAGAUAGUACAAGAUCUGUUGACGAUUGUACAAUUAAUACAAAACUUGAUAUAUUGGAAAUCGAAAAGCCAAUCUUAUUAUCGGAAAGAGAUGAUGAACUGAUAUCAAAAAGAGUGCCUAAAACCCGAAGACGGAUACCUGUUAAAUGUACAAAGUGUCAUGAUAAUCCAAAAAAAAGAUGCAAAGAAUGCAGUUGUAGAGUCUGUGGUAAAAAGAACGAUCCUCACCUCACUUUGCUCUGCGAUGAAUGCGAUGAUGCUUACCAUUUAGCUUGUUUAAAUCCUCCUUUGACUGAACUACCUACAGAUGAUGAUUGGUAUUGUCCACAUUGUAAAGUUAACACAAAUGAAAUUGUAAAAGUUGGUGAAAAGGUCCAGAAUAAGAAGAAGCACAGCAAUGUAGUUGGCACCAAUAGAGAUUGGGGAAAGGGUAUGGCAUGUGUCGGUAGAACUAAAAUUUGCACUAUUGUUCCACUCAGUCACAGAGGUCCGAUUCCAGGAAUAGAAGUAGGCACAAUGUGGAAAUUCAGAUUUCAAGUAUCUGAAGCUGGAGUUCAUAGACCUCAUGUUGCAGGAAUUCAUGGACGUGCAGAAGAUGGUGCUUAUUCCAUUGCUCUCUCAGGGGGUUAUGAAGAUGAUGUUGAUAAUGGUGAAGAGUUCUUUUAUACAGGUUCUGGUGGGAGGGACUUGUCUGGAAAUAAAAGAACAGCAAAACAGAGUAGUGAUCAACAAUUGACACUGAUGAACAGAGCUCUGGCUGUUAAUUGUAAUGCUAAGAUUAAUGAAAAAGAUGGAGCUGAGGCAACUGAUUGGAAAGCAGGAUCACCUAUUCGAGUGGUAAGAAAUUUUAAAUUAGCUAAACACAGCAAGUAUGCUCCAGAAGAUGGUAACAGAUAUGAUGGAAUCUAUAAAGUAGUCAAAUAUUGGCCAGAAAAAGGUCAAAGUGGCUUUAGAGUAUGGAGAUAUUUAUUACGAAGAGAUGAUCCUACUCCAGCUCCAUGGACCAAAGCAGGCAAAGCAAGAAUUGCUCAACUAGGUUUGGAAAUGAUAUAUCCUGAAGGUUACCAAGAAGCUCAAGAGAAGAAAGCUGGUAUAAAAAAACGGAAAUCUGAUGAUGAAGAUGAUCCUGCUGUAGCUGAUGAAUUUGUCUCUGCGAAGAAGAAACGAAAAGUUUCUUUCAAGUUGAGCAGUGAAAUGAAAAAUUUAAUUAAGAAAGAUUUACCUAAUACCAAACUAUGGAAUCAAUGUAAUGAAUUUUUAUCAGAAGGGAAACAAGCUUACUUUGAAAAAAUUUCUACAGAAUUUGCUUGCAUUGUAUGCCAAGAUUUAGUGAUUAAACCUAUCACCACACCAUGUGGGCAUAACAUUUGUAUUACAUGUUUGAAGCGUAGCUUUGCAGCCAGCUCCUAUGCAUGUCCAAUGUGUCGUGCAGCAUUAGAUAAAAAUUACGAAAUGAAUGUCAAUGAAACUCUUUCAUCCAUUCUAUUGUUAAUGUUUCCAGGAUAUGAUAAAACUAGAUAAUUAUACGGUUAAAUUUGAAUAAUGUAGUUCAAUUUUUUAAUUUCUUUUUUUAAUGCAAAGUCAGUAUUAAAUAUUUAUCAAAAAAUUGUAUUUGUAUUUUUUAUAUAAACAUCUGGUGCAUCGACUGUAUCAACUAAGAGUGUUACGUAAUCAUUACUUUUUUUUACAUCUGAAAAUAUCCUCGAAACAUACGAAUUUUUUGUAUCAAGAUGUAUUUAAGGUACUUUGUACAUUUUGUCAACAAAACUAUAUCUUUGUAAAUGAAAUCGAAAAUGACUUCUUGAAAUGAAUUUCUUGAUAUAGAAAAUAAUCAUUUUUACUUUUAUAUUGUAAUCCAGUGACCUGCAUUUAAUUUAUUGUUCAAGUGUAUUAAGAUAAGCAGGGAUUUUCACAGGUAUCAAUAAUUAGUACCUUUUAUUUUUACUUUAUAAUUUAAAUGUUAAUGAAACAACUUGUUAAUUUUAAAAAUACUGUGUAUUUAUAAUAAAUUAUGAAAUCAAUCAA
Messenger RNA from Nasonia vitripennis (jewel wasp), 2993 nucleotides. RefSeq names its product E3 ubiquitin-protein ligase UHRF1 (gene UHRF1). Gene Ontology annotation, molecular function: ubiquitin protein ligase activity; protein binding. The record is from RefSeq and is a predicted model, not a curated record. Bases 294 to 2489 code for a protein of 731 amino acids. NCBI's taxonomy places the organism in Eukaryota, Metazoa, Arthropoda, Insecta, Hymenoptera, Pteromalidae. Gene Ontology annotation, biological process: negative regulation of gene expression via chromosomal CpG island methylation; protein ubiquitination. The transcript has 2 exons.